AUGGAUGCAGAGGAAUUCCUUGAAAGUGAAGAAGGGAAUCCAGCCGCCAGUUGCAGCAUUGUUGAGCAAUUCUCAUCUCCCAAGUGUCAGAAGUUAUCUGGUGUCACAGAGGAAAGUGAAGAUCCUGAAUUUGAUUAUUAUGAUCAAGGAGUUAUACCUCCUUAUGCAUCAGCCCCAGGAUGGAUGCUUCCCUCACAGCUAAGAUCAACCCCUCAACAAAUGCCUGCACAGUACAUCACCAUAUCUCAUCCUUUGCCUUAUCCCUGGCAAGCGGUCCCACCACCAAAUACAAGACACAAUGCUAAAUUUUUACGACGUAUUCAAGGACCAGUCCCUCAAAGGGCAGCUGUACAAGAUGAAGAGUCUUCUAGUCUGGGAGAAUCAUCCAGUGUCCCUGGUUCUAUACUAGAUGAAAGUGAAUAUACAGGCACUGGUGGUGCCGAUAUUCCAGAAAGAUCUUCUUCUUACAUCAGAGCUACACAGACAAGAGCAGCUGGAAAGGAACGUCCCUCUCACCCAGGCCUUCCACUCUUUAAUCCUGGAAACCAGGAUUACUUUCAAGCCUUAACAUCUUUAAAUUCUCAUUCUGGUGCUUCUGUGCCAUCAAAGAAAACCAAAAAAGCAAAACAAAAUUCAGACUCUGAAAAUUCAAAUAUGAUGCACUCUUCAGAGAUGAUACAGAAGAAAAUGUCAGUAAAGAGUAAAGCAAAAAUCUGAGUAUAUAAGCAAAUUGGGUAUUAUAAAAGUCUAUAACAGCACAGUGAGAAUAAUGUUCAUUGAGUUUAAUUUGGCAGAAAUCGCUCAUGGUGGCAUAUUGGUUGAAUUUACAUCUAUUUUUCUUGGACAAUAUUUCCAUAUUAGUUAGCAGGGUAUCAGUCCAGUGACUUGAUGCAUGUAUUACUUGUUAUAUCGAGUAUAGACAAACUAAUUGAGAAAUUUUAUUUUAGAAGUGCAAUUAGUUACUUACAUUUGCCUUUUUUCAAAGGGUCAUAAAGCAUUGCUCCCUAACUCUUAUUCAGCACAGUCUGCUCUGUAGUACAGAGGUUCAAAUCCCUGAUAUGUUUAUAGGUUCAUAGGCGUGUACUAGGCUAACAAUCACAAGGGCCUUUUUAAGCCUAGCCAUGCAUCCCAAAUCUCUGACAAGUUCUAAUACCCUUGAUAAGUGUAAGUAAGGGCUUGAGAGAUGAACAUUUACAUGCCGCCUGUGUCCAUUAGAGACAUCGGUGCCAAACCAGGGAUGAAUUUCCUGUUCCCCAUCCAA
Molecule: messenger RNA, 1261 nt
Organism: Protopterus annectens (West African lungfish)
Lineage: Eukaryota; Metazoa; Chordata; Ceratodontiformes; Protopteridae
Exons: 3
Coding region: 1-717 (238 amino acids)
Source: RefSeq, a predicted model, not a curated record